Molecule: messenger RNA, 2551 nt
Organism: Callorhinus ursinus (northern fur seal)
Lineage: Eukaryota; Metazoa; Chordata; Mammalia; Carnivora; Otariidae
Gene: INTS10
Product: integrator complex subunit 10
Biological process (GO): snRNA processing
Cellular component (GO): integrator complex
Source: RefSeq, a predicted model, not a curated record
GCGGCGGCGGCGGUGUCUCCAGAGCCGGAAGGUAAACGACCUCAGCUGCCCGCGGCCCGACACCUCCUGGGUUAUGUCGGCCCAGGGUGACUGCGAGUUCCUGGUGCAGCGAGCCCGGGAGCUGGUGCAGCAGGACUUAUGGGCAGCCAAGGCUUGGCUGAUCACAGCCCGCAGCCUCUACCCCGCCGACUUUAACAUCCAGUAUGAGAUGUACACCAUCGAGCGGAAUGCCGAGAGGACCGCCACCGCCGGGAGACUGCUGUACGACAUGUUUGUGAAUUUCCCAGAUCAGCCGGUGGUGUGGAGAGAAAUCAGCAUUAUUACAUCAGCAUUAAGGAACGAUUCACAGGAUAAACAAACCCAAUUUUUAAGAAGUUUAUUUGAAACUCUCCCUGGUCGGGUCCAGUGCGAAAUGUUACUAAAGGUUACAGAACAAUGCUUCAACACGUUGGAACGAUCAGAAAUGUUGCUUCUACUUUUGAGACGCUUCCCUGAAACAGUGGUGCAGCAUGGGGUUGGCCUUGGGGAAGCAUUAUUAGAGGCUGAAACUAUUGAAGAACAAGAAUCUCCUGUUAACUGCUUUAGAAAAUUAUUUGUUUGUGAUGUCCUUCCUCUAAUAAUUAACAACCAUGAUGUCCGAUUGCCUGCCAAUUUAUUAUAUAAGUACUUGAACAAAGCAGCUGAAUUUUAUAUCAAUUAUGUCACUAGGUCUACUCAAAUAGAGAGUCAGCAUCAAGGUACCCAAGAAGCAUCUGAUUUAAUGUCACCUAGCAAACGGAGCUCUCAGAAGUACAUAAUAGAAGGACUGACUGAAAAAUCGUCCCAGAUUGUGGACCCUUGGGAGAGGUUGUUUAAGAUUUUAAAUGUUGUUGGAAUGAGAUGUGAAUGGCAGAUGGAUAAAGGAAGACGAAACUAUGGUGAUAUUUUGCAUAGAAUGAAGGAUCUCUGCAGAUACAUGAACAACUUUGAUAAUGAAGCUCAUGCAAAAUAUAAAAACCAAGUGGUUUAUUCAACUAUGUUGGUCUUCUUUAAGAAUGCAUUCCAGUAUGUCAACAGCAUACAACCAUCUCUAUUCCAAGGUCCUAAUGCCCCAAGCCAAGUUCCACUGGUUCUUCUUGAGGAUGUAUCAAAUGUGUAUGGUGAUGUAGAAAUUGACCGUAACAAACAUAUACAUAAAAAGAGGAAACUAGCUGAGGGAAGAGAAAAAACCAUGCAGAGUUCAGACGACGAAGACUGUUCAGCAAAAGGAAGGAAUCGUCACAUCGUAGUCAAUAAAGCAGAGCUUGCUAACUCCAUUGAAGUGCUCGAGAGCUUUAAGCUAGCCAGGGAGAGCUGGGAGUUGCUCUACUCCCUGGAAUUCCUUGACAAGGAAUUUACAAGAAUUUGUUUGGCCUGGAAGACAGAUACUUGGCUUUGGUUAAGAAUCUUCCUCACUGAUAUGAUCAUCUAUCAGGGUCAAUAUAAAAAAGCAAUAGCCAGCCUGCAUCAUCUAGCAGCUCUCCAGGGGUCGCUUCCUCAGCCGCAGAUCACAGGACAGGGGACCCUGGAGCAUCAGAGGGCACUCAUCCAGCUAGCGACCUGCCACUUUUCUCUAGGGGAGUACAGAAUGACAUGUGAAAAAGUCCUUGAUUUGAUGUGCUACAUGGUACUCCCCAUUCAAGAUGGAGGCAAAUCACAGGAGGAACCCUCAAAAAUAAAGCCCAAAUUUAGAAAAGGUUCAGAUCUGAAGUUGCUGCCUUGUACCAGCAAGGCUAUCAUGCCAUUCUGCCUGCAUCUAAUGCUGGCUUGCUUUAAGCUCCGAGCUUUCGCGGACAGCAGGGAUGACAUGGCGCUGGGCCACGUGAUUGUCUUGCUUCAGCAAGAGUGGCCACGGGGAGAGAAUCUUUUCUUGAAAGCUGUCAGUAAGAUUUGCCAACAAGGAAAUUUCCAAUACGAGAAUUUUUUCAACUAUGUUACAAAUAUCGAUAUGCUGGAGGAAUUUGCCUACUUAAGAACUCAGGAAGGUGGGAAAAUUCAUCUGGAAUUACUGCCCAAUCAAGGAAUGCUGAUCAAGCCUUCUAGCCCUCCCAUGGGGUUACUGCAGCAGGAAUUCUUACCUGUGCUUCAGCCCAGCAUACAGACUGCUGACAGGCACCACACGGUCACUCGGGGCAUCACCAAGGGCGUGAAGGAGGACUUCCGCCUGGCCAUGGAGCGCCAGGUGUCCCGCUGUGGCGAGAACUUGAUGGUUGUGCUGCACAGGUUCUGCAUCAAUGAGAAGAUCUUGCUCCUUCAGACUCUGGCCUGACCGGAGCCCUUUCCGCCAGAGGAAAGGCAGCUCCGAGCCGUGGCAUUUUUUGUGAAGACAUAAAGCAUUAUUCAUAAAUGUUGCCAUUACAACUCUUAGAAAGAAGAAAACCUUCUGAAUUCCAGCUCCUUGGUUGCUUAAAAGUAGUUCCCAAGAGUCUGAGACGCUAUUUCUAUUUUUCAGAGUCAUUUUUUGUAAUUUUUGUAAAACAAAAGAACCUCUUUUGUAAAUAAAAAUCAUCCUAAGUUUGGGGCUUUUAAAAAU